Tauraco erythrolophus (red-crested turaco) is the source of this 1443-nucleotide messenger RNA. The record is from RefSeq and is a predicted model, not a curated record. NCBI's taxonomy places the organism in Eukaryota, Metazoa, Chordata, Aves, Musophagiformes, Musophagidae.
AUGAAUAUCUGCAAUAAACCUCCUAAUAAGACAGCUCCAGAGAAUUUGGACGAAGCUGUUCCCGAGGUGCAGGUCCAACGCGCUCGAAGGAAUGGCUGGAGCUGGCCUCUGCACAUUUUCCAGAUUAUUGCCUGGCUACUGUACCUCUUCUUUGCCCUGGUUGGCUUUGGAAUCCUGGUUCCUCUCCUGCCCCACCACUGGCUGCCCGCUGGCUAUAUCUGUCCAGGAGUGUGUUUUAUCUACCAUUUAGUUGUUCAUCUUACUGCAGUCUCCAUUGAUCCUGCGGAUGCCAAUGUGCGAGAAAAAAACUACCUGGGGCCUCUGGCCACCUUCAAUCGUAAUCAGCAUGCACAUGUCAUUGAAAACGAUCAUUGCCAUGUCUGUGAUGUCAAUGUGAGUGCCAAGUCGAAGCACUGUAGAACUUGUAACAAGUGUGUGUGCGGCUUUGAUCACCACUGCAAAUGGCUCAACAACUGCGUGGGAGAGAGGAAUUACUGGCUCUUUUUGAAUAGCGUGUUAUCUGCCAUUCUGGGCCUUGGCCUUCUGCUGCUCGUCGCUUGCUACGUCUUCGUGGAGUUCUUCGUUGACCCCACGAUGCUUCGCUCUGACCAGCACUUUGAUGCUCUGAAGAACCACACGGACCACUGGUUUGUGUUUCUUCCUGCGGCUCCUGUUGAGACUCGGGCACCUGCGGCUGGGAUUUUUAUUCUUCUGAGCCUCAUGACCGUGAUCCUGCUAGGCCACCUCUUGACCUUUCACAUCUAUCUCAUGUGGAACAAACUGACUACGCACGAGUACAUCCUGCAGCAGCGUCUCCAGCAAGAGGUGGAAAAGAUAGACAAGCAACUGGAGCCUUGUCCUUCCCAAGUGAGACCCAGUCAGGAAGUGGACUUUUUUUCAGGCAACCCUGGCUAUACAGACCCUGGUAUUCAAGUGGACGAAUUCUCAAUAAUAACUUCAGGAAAAGGCUUCCCGAAGCUCUACAUCCUCAAUGAUGAAGCGGAUCCUGAGCAGAGCUCCUCUCCUGACCUCCCAUCUCUGCACAUUGCGGUCCCCUCUCAGCGACAGAAAAAAAGGAGAAAGAAGAUGCAUAAAGCUUCUUCCUCAGCAAUGGACAGCAGAUCUACACCACAGGCUGGACCUUGGCCCUCCUUCCCAGAUCCCCAGGCAGACAAUCCCAGAGGUGACAAGAAGAAGAAUCUGUAUUCCGGGCACAAAAUAAAAAGGAAAAGCUGUCAGCAAGACAGACGAGUGGAACAAAACCUGGAACUUUUUUCUAAGAUUCCUGCUGUAAGUGAGAGCAGUGGAGAACCUCACGUCUCCCAGCCCCAGCCCAGUGAGAGCACGUCCGAGCCACACCACAGAAAGUGCACUAGCAAGCAGCGCGUGGGCAGACGUGAUCCGUGCUUCAAGGACAUAAGGACAAACACCACAGCGGCCUAG